Molecule: messenger RNA, 626 nt
Organism: Halteromyces radiatus
Lineage: Eukaryota; Fungi; Mucoromycota; Mucoromycetes; Mucorales; Cunninghamellaceae
Exons: 1
Coding region: 15-455 (146 amino acids)
Cellular component (GO): nucleus
Source: RefSeq, a predicted model, not a curated record
UUUUUUUUUAAUAUAUGUCGUCUCCUGACUAUGAUCUAGAUGCUUGUAAGGCCAUGACAGCUGGUUGGAAUCAAGAUCCUCAGAAAUAUCUAGACCGUUAUUAUGAUUGUUACAUACACAAGAAAUUAGAAUCGGUGUACUUGCGAAGAUCACCUAAUGAACUUGUGGUCAUGGGUUUACGUUCUUUACCACCCACUGACAAUAUCACUGUGGAAUUGGAAAUGGAUCUUAUCAAGACCAAAGUCUCCCCUGGUACAAUGGUGGCACGGAUCAACAAUGAGCCUGUCUUUGCCACUGUUCACGGUACACUCUUGGAACUGAACCAACGUUUAUUAUCUGAACCAUCUCUUCUUGUCACCGACCCGAUCGUCCAAGGAUUCAUCGCCAUUAUCAUGCCCAAACAAGGCCAACCUGCCAAGAUUCUUCACGAGUUCAUUCAAGUUGACCAACUUUAACCAUUGUUAUUAUUAUUAUAUAUGUACAGUUUCCACCAUUCAUUUUAUAAAAUAUCUCUUUUACACACACCAAUGAUACUACAGUUACCCUCAGAUGUCAUAUCUUAUAUUUUUCAUAUAUCAACCCAUAAUAAAAAAAAAAGUAUAUACACACAUUUCACUCUUACUUAA